This is a messenger RNA of Malurus melanocephalus (red-backed fairy wren), 454 nucleotides long. It is a transcript of the gene RNF122, whose product is annotated as ring finger protein 122. The record is from RefSeq and is a predicted model, not a curated record. The transcript is spliced from 6 exons. Bases 80 to 454 code for a protein of 124 amino acids. NCBI's taxonomy places the organism in Eukaryota, Metazoa, Chordata, Aves, Passeriformes, Maluridae.
GGGGACUGCGGGGCCGGGGCGGGGUUUGCGGGCACGGCCAUGGCCCGGCGGAGCAGCCGCGGCCCCGCGGAGCCGCCCGAUGCCCCCGUUCCAGUGGUGCCACGGGUGCUCCUGCAGCCUGGGGCUGAUUUAUCCCGGUAAACSCUGCACGAUGCCGCCCAUCACCUUCCAGGACCUGCCCCUCAACAUCUACAUGRUCAUUUUCGGCACCGGCAUCUUCAUCUUCGUGCUCAGCCUCAUUUUCUGCUGCUACUUCAUCAGCAAGCUGCGGCACCAGGCGCAGAGCGAGCGCUUCGGCUACAAGGAGGUGGUUUUGAAAGGCGAUGCCCGGAGGCUGAACGUGCACGGGGUGCCUGCUGAAGUGGCUGGAAGUGCGCUGCGUGUGCCCCAUGUGCAACAAACCCAUGGCGGGGCCGGGNCACAGAAAUUCGCGCGCGUGGGGCGGCUGCGGUGA